CCGCGCCGGCCUCCCGCCGGCCGGGCCCGACCUCGCAAAGGGCUGUCCCCGCCGAGGUGCGGGAAGCCGGGUGACGGUUCCUCCCACACUCGGAUCUCCCCUUCCUCAUCGAGGUACAACACAGCCGGCCUGUCUCUGUCGGGAGAGCUCCCGUGUCACUGCCCCGCCGCGUCUUUCUCCAUGCGAGGUGAAAAGCCGGGUUCUGCCAGCGUCCGCGACGCCUUCCAAUUCCGGCACGGCGGGGCGGCCAUUUUGGAUCCAGACCAGCGCAGACAGACCUACGGGGCCGCGGGCCGCCAUCUUGAGAGUCGCACCGUACGACGCACCGGCGCGCGCUGCCUCCGCCCCUAACUCGGCCAGCGGGUCUGGGUCCCCCGUGCAGGAGGAUGUGACGCGCGACAGGUGGUCAGUGUCUAGACCACCGCGCUUGGCCUCCACGGGACCCGCAGUGUCUUCCGGAAGAUGUCCAAAGACACGGCAGACGCGAGGGAAGACUCCAGGGAGCCGCCCAAAGAGCCGGACCCUGCAGGGGAGGAACCGCCGGCCGCGCCGCCCCAUGGCCAGGGCCCGGGCGGCGGCGCAACACGGACCCCGCGGCCGGACCCCGCGCCCCGCGCCAUGGCCCCCGACCCGCCGGCCGCUCCCGCGCAGUGGGCGCAGGAGAUGGGGCAGACGCUGGCGGGCGGCGCGCGCAGGCUGCUGCUGCAGCUCGGGGUGCUCCUCUGCAGCGUGCUGCUGCUGCUCUGGGUGUCCGUGUUCCUCUACGGCUCCUUCUACUACUCGUACAUGCCGACCGUCAGCCACCUUAGCCCGGUGCACUUCUAUUACAGGACUGACUGUGACCCCUCCGUCACCUCCCUAUGCUCCUUUCCUGUGGCCAAUGUUUCCCUGGCCAAGAGUGGACGCGAUCGGGUGCUGAUGUAUGGACAGCCCUAUCGCGUCACCCUGGAGCUGGAGCUGCCCGAGUCCCCUGUGAACCAGGAUCUGGGUAUGUUCUUGGUAACAGUUUCCUGCUAUACCAGAGGUGGCCGCGUCAUCUCCACCUCCUCUCGUUCCGUGAUGCUGCACUACCGCUCGGACCUGCUGCAGACACUGGACACAAUAGUCUUCUCCAGCCUCCUGCUCUUCGGCUUUGCGGAACAGAAGCAGCUCCUGGAGGUGGAGCUGUACACGGACUACAGGGAGAACUCGUAUGUGCCCACGACUGGCGCCAUCAUUGAGGUCCACAGCAGGCGCAUCCAGCUGUAUGGGGCCUACCUGCGCAUCCAUGCCCACUUCACAGGGCUCAGGUACCUGCUGUACAACUUCCCCAUGACCUGUGCCUUCGUGGGUGUUGCCAGCAACUUCACGUUCCUCAGUGUAGUCCUGGUCUUCGGCUACAUGCAGUGGGCAUGGGGCAGCAUCUGGCCCCGGCCCCGCCUCUCUGUGCAGGUGAACGUCCGGAGGAAGGACUGUGCCCAGCAGGAGCCAAGAAGGACUGCUCAGCAGCCAGGUACAGGGUGCGAGGACCAGGAGGAGGAUGGCCAACUGUCAGAUGUGGCGGAGGGGAUAGAGGAUUGCAAGAGCCCAGAGGAGCCCUCAGGGACAGAGAUGCCAUUAGAAAAGGAGAAGCCAGAUCUGCAGCCUGUAGGCAGGGAUGCAGAACUAGAGCCUGAAGCCAGUGAUGGCUCAGGCUCGUGGGAAGACGCAGCUCUGCUCACCGAGGCCAACCUGCCUGCCUCCGCCUCUGCCCGUGUUCUGGCCCCAGAGACCCUAGGCCACCCUGAGUCCUCUGGGGGGGCCCUGCGCCACCGCUCCACCUGCUCUAGCUCCUGAAAGACCCUGUGCUGUGCACCAGCCCUUGUCCCUUGUCCCCCCCCCCCCCAUUGCCCCAAUAAACUAUUUUGUGCCAGCUG
Molecule: messenger RNA, 1895 nt
Organism: Octodon degus (degu)
Lineage: Eukaryota; Metazoa; Chordata; Mammalia; Rodentia; Octodontidae
Gene: Bscl2
Product: BSCL2, seipin lipid droplet biogenesis associated
Exons: 12
Coding region: 463-1815 (450 amino acids)
Biological process (GO): lipid storage; lipid droplet organization
Cellular component (GO): endoplasmic reticulum membrane
Source: RefSeq, a predicted model, not a curated record